Molecule: messenger RNA, 1059 nt
Organism: Aspergillus candidus
Lineage: Eukaryota; Fungi; Ascomycota; Eurotiomycetes; Eurotiales; Aspergillaceae
Product: copper homeostasis protein CutC
Exons: 2
Coding region: 1-1059 (352 amino acids)
Molecular function (GO): copper ion binding
Source: RefSeq, a predicted model, not a curated record
AUGCCCCCAAUCCGCCUGCACCGGCGAAGCGCCGUAAUGGCCGCCGCGGCUGCGGCGGCAGGCAUGGCGGUGGCAUACAACGUAGGCGCAGCAUUAAUCGCCCAUUACGUGCAGCAGCGGGGACGACGGCGGCUGCGCGAUGACGACUCCCCACCGCGAUGGGCGCCUCGGGACAAAGACGCGCGCCACCGUCCGCGGUCAAUGAAGGAUUUGGACGACGCGACAGCGACUACCACCACCAUGUCGAACUCCGCGCUGUUGGAAAUCGCUUGUUUUAGCGGAGAGUCGGCUUUGAUUGCUGCGAGGGCGGGGGCCGAUCGGAUUGAGCUAUGCUCGGACUACGCAUCCGGGGGGCUGACACCGUCAGCGGAGACGGUCGCGUCGGUGAAAGCCCAGGUUACGGUUCCGGUGUAUGUGAUGAUCCGGCCUCAUGCGCGGGACUUUUUCUACGAGGAGGUCGAGUAUGUAGAGAUGCAAGCCACGAUGGCGAAGAUGAAAGAGGCGGGCGCCGAUGGGUUUGUCUUCGGGAUUCUGCGACGAACAGACGCAGAUGAAGGAAGCCCGCUGGUCGACAUAUCCAGGAACAAAAUGCUGGUUGACCUCGCUGACGGACGACCAUGCACUUUUCACCGGGCAUUUGACCUGAUCCCGGAGGCAGAGUGGGAGCGUGCCGUGGAUGACAUUGCCGCGUGUGGGUUCCAGUCUAUUCUUACGUGUGGAGGCCCUCCAGGGAAGAAGGCGAGCGACUGCGUUGAGCCGUUAGGGAGACUGGUCCAACGGCAGCAGGAGCGGCGCGAGCAGAACUCGGAGUCUGAAACGGUCAUUCCGCAGAUUAUUGUCGGUGGGGGGGUACGGUCGACUAAUGUGUCGGGGAUUUAUCGCUCGGUCCAGGCUGAUGCGUUUCAUUCUGCGGCGCUGGAGGGCAAGAAGGCGUAUGUGAGCCGGGGAGAAGUGCGCAGGAUACGAGGCGCGAUGGAUCGGGUGAUACGCGUCCGGAAUUGGGAGUCUUCGGUUGAACCCUGGAAUGAGGAUGCCCCGACUGAUGCGGUGACAAUUUAA